This is a messenger RNA of Rotaria sp. Silwood2, 273 nucleotides long. The record is from the annotation of a GenBank genome assembly. Lineage: Eukaryota; Metazoa; Rotifera; Eurotatoria; Philodinida; Philodinidae.
AUGGAUUCUGCUAAUUCAGGUGAUCCAAGUAUAGAGAAUCCUGUCAUUCAUCAACCACUGAGCGUUGAUCAAGCACAACAAAAAUCUCCAAAUACACUAAUAGCUUAUCAAUCACUUUCUUCUUCAACAGCAUUGUGUCAAGCAUCACGACCGGUACCGAUCACAACAGUGGCCAUCAAUAGAAAAAAAAGACAACGUCGUGUUUAUGCGCUAAAGGUUACUCCAUAUGCAACAAGAAAGAGAGGUGCGGGACCAGAUAAAGCAACAAAAUAA